Felis catus (domestic cat) is the source of this 509-nucleotide messenger RNA. RefSeq names its product testis expressed 43 (gene SPMIP10). The transcript is spliced from 3 exons. NCBI's taxonomy places the organism in Eukaryota, Metazoa, Chordata, Mammalia, Carnivora, Felidae. The record is from RefSeq and is a predicted model, not a curated record. Gene Ontology annotation, biological process: flagellated sperm motility. Bases 40 to 480 code for a protein of 146 amino acids.
UGUCAUCAUAAUUACAUGAGUGCGUUAGUGAAGUUCUAGAUGAGAAUUCUGUCCCUCCUGGAGGUGAUGGCUUCGGGCAAGGACACGUGUCCUAUCUUACCUAAGCUUGCCAACAGCUGCACUGAUGAGAGUUCAUAUAAGCCUUCUAAUGAGUGUGCUCCAAAUGCUGGGAUUCAUUUGCCACGAUUUUCAGUAAAGCACGGGAUGAUCCCAAGACGUUAUGUUAUGCCUUGGAAAGAAAAUAUGAAAUUCAGGAACAUGAAUCUGAAGCACGCAGAAGUGUGUGGGAUCCACGCUGGCCCUUUCGAAGACUCUCUGUUUUUGAAUCACAGCGAAAGGCUUUGUCAUGGGGAAGAUCGAAAACUUGUCUUAAAGAAAGACCCACCAGAAAUAAAAAUUGCAGAUAUGCCUCUACAUUCACCGCUCUCCAAAUACCAAAGCACUGUGAUUUCCCACGGCGUCAGGAGGCGUCUGGUCUGACAAAAGAAUAAAGUGCCGAGGUGUUUCAA